AGGCAUUUACUACAAAUGUUGUUGCAGCUGCACCUAUACUAUACUGUAAAGGCGCACUAAAUGCAUCUAAAACGAUACAAAGUGUCCUGGAAUUUGUGGAGUUAGCUGCUCCAGAUGCUUCUUUGGUUCCUUGUUUUUCUAAUACACAAAUAGGUCCAAAGGCAACCUAAGAUUUUUCUGCAACUAUUCGUCUAUGGCGGACUUGACUAUUGCUUUUUUCUCUCUCCUCCUCCCUUUCUUCUCUCUAUCCCUCCUAGUUUUCCUCGCCUUCAUCGUCCGACCACGCCCCGUCAAAGUUCCAAUUAAAAAUCGUCAUGUCUUCAUCACUGGCGGCUCAAGCGGUAUUGGCUUAGCUCUAGCUCAACAGGCUGCUUCAGAAGGUGCAAAAGUUUCAAUACUUGCUCGUAACAUUGGUAGACUCGAAGAUGCGAAGGAGUCAAUUCGGCUUUCUACUGGCCGUGACGUGGCCAUUUUCAGCGCUGAUGUGAGAGACUACGAGGCUGUCAAGAAGGCUGUAGAAGAGGCAGGACCAAUCGAUGUGUUGGUGUGCAAUCAGGGAGUUUUUGUACCUCAAGAAUUGGAGACUCAAGAUAUUGAGGAGAUCAAGUUUAUGAUUGAUGUCAACUUGACCGGGACUUUUCAUUUGAUUAAAGCUGCUUUGCCUGGAAUGAAGAAUAGGGCUGACCGUGGACCUGGGUCCAUCGCUAUCAUAUCUUCACAAGCUGGCCAGGUUGGGAUAUAUGGUUAUACAGCUUAUUCAGCCAGUAAGUUCGGCCUAAGAGGACUGGCAGAAUCACUGCAGCAGGAAGUAAUUGGUGAAAAUAUUCACGUAUCACUAAUAUUUCCUCCGGACACUGAAACUCCUGGAUUUGCUGAAGAGAACAAGAGGAGGCCACAGUUGACUAGUAUACUAGCAGCUUCUUCUGGUUCCAUGAAAGCUGAUGAAGUUGCAAAGAAAGCUUUGAAUGGCCUUAAAUCAGGAAACUUCAUUGUCCCCUGCAACUUUGAGGGAUUCUUUCUUUCCCUAGCAACUUCUGGUCUAUCUCCUCAGAGAUCAUUCUUGAUGGCAUUUAUCGAAGUGAUAGCUGCUGGAAUAUUACGUGUUGUUGGUCUAUGUUUCCAGUGGAAUUGGUAUGGUAAUAUUGACAAAUUCCUUGGAGAAAGAAAAUAGAGAGCAACUACUAAACAGAUUCUAACAAGAAUUGAUAGUUUGAUCGAACAAAUGAAUUUCGACAUGAUAGUUAUUAUAGAAAUCGAACUUUUUCAUGAUGUCUUAUGUACCCCUAGGCUGUCCAAUUUUCAUCUACUUCUGUGCAAGUGAACCAAAAAAACUAUGUAGUUUUGGUUCCUCUUUGAUUAUAUACAUUACCAAGUGUUUCUGGA
Molecule: messenger RNA, 1383 nt
Organism: Solanum verrucosum
Lineage: Eukaryota; Viridiplantae; Streptophyta; Magnoliopsida; Solanales; Solanaceae
Product: 3-dehydrosphinganine reductase TSC10A-like
Exons: 5
Coding region: 194-1171 (325 amino acids)
Biological process (GO): sphingolipid biosynthetic process
Cellular component (GO): endoplasmic reticulum membrane
Molecular function (GO): 3-dehydrosphinganine reductase activity
Source: RefSeq, a predicted model, not a curated record